Molecule: messenger RNA, 5153 nt
Organism: Pleuronectes platessa (European plaice)
Lineage: Eukaryota; Metazoa; Chordata; Actinopteri; Pleuronectiformes; Pleuronectidae
Gene: igsf9a
Product: immunoglobulin superfamily, member 9a
Biological process (GO): cell-cell adhesion
Molecular function (GO): protein binding
Source: RefSeq, a predicted model, not a curated record
AGGAAGUUGGGGGAGGUGGGACUCUGGAGCUCCGUGUGGCCGCACCGACACUUCACACUCACCUGUACCUGAAAUGAACACCUGUUGCCUGGGGCUUUUCACCGGGAGAGGCGCUCAUAUUUCAGCAGCUCCACAAAGGAACAAGGCCCAUAGUUGUUUCAAUUCCUCUGGACUCCACACACAGACACACACAGACAGACACACACGAGGAGGAUGCGUUAAGAGAAGACCGAGCUCUGGAUUUUAAAACAUCCAGGAACUGACUCUGUGCUACAGAUUGAACAUGCUGCAGGUUGCAUGAGCGGCUGAUAUGGAGCCAGCGGGAUCCUACAUGCAGACUUUUAUGGUGGUGGCAGCUUUCUGCCUCUUUGCAGGGAGCGUUGAAGUUGCGAGGCCGGAAGUGCGAGGGAAGGCUGGAGGCGAGGUGGAGCUCGGGUGCAGCUUUCCUCCAUCAUUCCCGACCGCCGUGUCCUCUGCGUCCCUGCAUGUGGUGGAGUGGGUUCGACAGGGACUCGACAUCCCCGUCCUGAUCAAAUUUGGAUCCUACGUGCCUCGGGUCCAUCCGCGGUAUGAGGGGCGGGUGUCUCUGGUCCGUGUCACGUCCAUGAGGCUGGAGGACCUGAGGCUGGAGGACCAGGGUUCAUACGAGUGUCGGAUCCUCUUACUGGAUAAACCCACGGAUGAGCUGCGAAACGGCACCUGGACCCGGCUCUCUGUGACCGCCCCACCCACCUUCACCGAAGCCCCGCCCCCUGCAGUGGAGGCUCUGGUCGGAGGUCGCCUCUCUCUUCCCUGUGUGGCCAAUGGGAACCCCCCUCCCACCAUCACCUGGCUGAAAGAUGGCGGCGUUAUUGAACGGAUAAAUUAUCAGGACGGAGCCUUAUCUCUCGGAGCAGUGAGCGUGCAGUCAGCGGGUCGGUACACCUGCCACGCCUCCAACUCCGAGGGAAACAGGACCCGGGUGACCGAGGUGAAGGUCAAAGGUCCGCCCGUCAUUGUCGUCCCUCCCAGAAGCACGUCUCUCAACAUGUCGUUGAAAACGCGAGUGAAGAUCAUGGUGGACGGAACCCUGCUCAUCUCCAGGCUCGUCCCCGAGGAUUCUGGGAACUACACCUGCAUGCCGAGCAACGGCCUGCUGACCCCCCCCACGGCCUCCGCCAACCUCACCGUGAUGCACCCGGCCCUGGCUCUUCCAAUGCCCGAGGAGACGUACCUUCCCACCGGUAUGGAUGGCGUGGUCACCUGCCCGGCGGCGGCUCAGCCUCCGCUGCUCCGCGUGGAUUGGACAAAGGAUGGAGAACCGCUGGAUCUGUCCUUGUAUCCAGGUUGGACCUUGACGCCGCUGGGCUCCUUGUUCAUGGCCACAGUCAAUGACGACGCGGCCGGCGUGUACACGUGCACUCCGACCAACAGCUACGGCAGCAUGGGUUCAUCUGGGCCGACCAAUGUGAUUCUGCAGGACCCUCCAUCAUUCAGCGUGGCUCCGGAGAAGCAGUACCGACAGGAGGCCGGCCGGACCCUGCUCGUCCCCUGUCAGGGAAACCAGGACCCAACAACCAGAGUGACCUGGAGCAAGGUAAACAGCCCGGUGAACAUCGCUUACGCAAUCGAGCCCAACGGUUCCCUCCUGUUGCAGCCCCUCACCAAGGACCACCAGGGGGCGUGGGAGUGCAGUGUCACUAACCGAGUGGCCUCGGUGAAGACCAGCACACAGGUCUUUGUCCUCGGCACCAGUCCCCAUCCGGCUGCCUCUCUGUCCGUCUCUCCCGGGGUGAGGCAGGCCAACGUGUCCUGGGAGGCCGGCUUUGAUGGAGGAUCGGCGCAGACAUUUGCAGUUUGGGUGAAGAAGAUUUCAGCGAGCGGUGAUAACGGUGAUGAGAAGCAGGCGUGGUUCUCCGUGCCCGUGGCCCCGUCCUCCGGCGCCAGGCUGCAGGUGACUGGCCUGUCUCCCGCCACCGAUUACCAGUUCAGCAUCCUGUCCCAGAACAAACUGGGAACGGGGCCCUUCAGCGAGUUCGCCACCGCACGGACUUUAGAUCCUCCACAGAGGAGAAGCAAACUAAAGCCUCCCGUGUCGCUGUCAGCUGAUCAGGGGCCAGCAGGUGUCGUUCUGCAGUGGGCCCUUCCUGAAGAGCAGCGCCCCCCCAUCACAGGCUUUGUUCUCCAGUUCCGCUCCCAGCAAGAGGACUGGUUUAAUCUGGUGGAGGACAUCGCUGCCAACAGUAGCGAGAUAGUGGUUCCGGGUCUGCCCAAGGAUGGUGUGUACGAGCUGCGGCUGCUAUCUCGUCGCGGGGAGUUGCUGAGCGAGCCCAGUCCAUCAGUCAAUGUCUCCACCAUGGCGAUGGAGAUCUACCCCAGCACAUCCCCGCUCCUGGAGUUCGUCCCGGAGCCAUUACUGGCCGGCGUGCUGGGCGGGGUCGGCUUCAUGUGCUUGGCACUGGUCUUGCUGCUGGGGGCCGCCUGUGUCAUCAGCCACAGGAGGAACCAGCGUCGCAGAAAGAAGAAGGAUGAUUCCCCUCCAGCCAUCUAUAAACGCUCCCCAUCCAUAAAGACUCCAGGCACCGGUAGUCCAGACAGUGUGUUGAAGAAAAGCCUUCUUCCAGCCAGCAGCCUCUAUCCCACCACUUCCUCCUCCACCACCACCGCCACCUUCUCCUCCUCCUCCUCCUCGCAGACAGACUGUUUCUCCUCCGGCGCUGAGAAUCCUAAUCGGCGGAAGCAUCUCCUGUCGUACCCCAGCAGGGGCCGUCUCACCAGGACAACUUCCUCCCCGAUUUCUCCCCCGAUUGAGUUGAUCUCCAGGGGUCCAGACGGGCGCUUCACACCUUAUGACCCUGACACAUUAAGUGUUCACAGCAGGAAAAGUUUAAGGUAUCACCAGGGCAGCAGAGUCCGAAGGUCUGUGUCGCUGCACUCCGGAGGGGAAGACAGGAAAGAACGACCUUUUGUGCUUUCCGUUGAUCUCCCUCCUCUCAAACCAGCGGAGGCCACCUCCCCAAGCCAAGUCUGUGGCAUGGUCCGGCAUCUGCCCCACCCUAAUGCUUACAUCUGGAAUCAGAAGGCAAGCUACGAUGGCUUUCCCGACAUGAGCAGCCUGUGCUCCAACACCAGUUUGGCCACGAUUCCUCGCCAAGGCCGAGGAGUAACUCCCACGUUCCCUGUGCUCCCACAUAUCCGAUCCGGCCUGGGUCAGCCGUCCACAACAGCCAGCGCCCUGGUGCUGCAGAUGGAGCACGAGCGGGAGCGAGGGAACCUGAGUCGCUGCCUGAAACUGGCUCAGGAGAGGGAGGAGCUGGAGAGGGAGCUGCAGAGCUACACGCUAGACAGAGGCUCGAUGAGGGAGAUGAAGAGGGAGCAGACGGACUGGGAGAGAGGAGAGGCUGGCGAUGAGGAGUUUGUCUGGGAGUAUAAGAGCAGCACGUUGCCACAAAGAUACCCUCAGGGAGGCAGGAAGAGCUGUGGUUUAUCCGUUAGCCCUUUAUCUUUAUCCUCUGCCCACCGGGAAGCCCGUCCACUUGCCUCUCCUCCACUCGGCGCAUCUUCACCUGCGAUUGCCUCUUGUUUUAAGUCUGGCAACCACCAAUUCACGCCAUCAUUCACCAGUCAGACCCCACUCCAGUGUGCGGAGGCAGGCAGUUUUUCCAGAGACACAUUAACUCUCCCACAUCUCCCCGCAAAGCGCCAGAGACAUGAAAGAGCAGAGGCAGCACCACGGGGCUCUGAUCAUUCACCACAAUCCACAGUCUUAGAAAUGCAAACAAAUGAUUCACGCUCUGAGGCACAGAGACAGAACAGCCUCAGUCACUGCAGCCUCUCAAUGUCGUCUUUCUAUAGAAAUGAAUAUACAGAAAGCUCGUAUUUGCCUAUCGAUGCAGUUUCUGUAAAAGCAGAGGCCUCGUUCCUCAGGCCCGCAGCUGGUGAUGCAUGUGCUGAGAUGAGCGUGGAUGAGCCAGAGCUGGAGGUAUGUGUACCGCGGCCGAUGCUGCACCACAGAAUCGCCUCUCAUGUGCAACACGGCCGAUCGCUGACUCACAGAGGCCGGUAUGAAGACGCGAGGAGGAGCACAAGCUUCAACUGCCGCACUCCUGCCUCUGUGGACCCGAUUCGAACUUCUCCACAACGUCCAGAAGCACAACUCUGUAGAUCUGGGACCAGUGGCUCCAAAGUCUGGGACUCUAAGGGGCGAAGUCGUAGCCUGGACUCAAGGAGACGGAAAGAUCCAAAUUUCCCAACCCCUGAUGUGUGGAUAGAGUCACUAAGCCAAGAGAACUGUUCUGUUGCAUCCUCGUGUCAUGAAGACACGCUUUUCUGGGAACCACAGAGCUCUCCUACCAAAAAGUCUCCUGUAAAUUCUCCUUCUGCUACCCAAGAUGCCUCCUGUUCACCUCCUGCCGUCCACACUUUAUCCUCGGGCAGCAGUCCAGAGAACUUUAUUCCAAAUCCUGACGUGCCUCGCCACUACGAGCCAAGACCAGAGGACUCCGUCUUUCCAAAUUCUGCCACAUGGCCAAUCGCUUACCACCAGGAGGCCGUGGACGAUGCAGAGGGUUACUCAGACACCACGAGGGAAGCUCCUAGAUGCUUACCUCCCAACAACAAUGGCCAGGAGGCACUGGAUGUGGAGGCAGGAGGCUACGAGGGAGGGUUGGAGUCCGGGAGCAACUACAGCAGCUACGCCAGCAGCGGCCGAGGCAGCAUGGAGCCGGCUAACGGACGCCUGUCGCUGUGCCACCUGUCCCCAACACUCACCAGCUCACCUGAGACUGUGGAGGAGAGCCAGUUUAACACAGAGGACAAGCACAGUCACCAAAUGGAACACGGCCAAAGGAGAAAGGCCUCCGUUGAUGAGAAUUAUGAGUGGGAUGCGGAUGAUGUCUUCCCAGAGCCUGGAGACGGGGACGGCCUGCUUCUCCCAAUGAUUCUGCUGAAGCCUCCUCCGUGCCGUGGCCUUCCCAGCAUGCCGUGCUCUGCGAGGGCUGUGAAAAAAUACACUCAGCUGUCUUUGCACCCAGGGCAUCAAAGCAGCUGCUCUGCUGAGCCAGAACCAGACACUGUGCUGUUCUGACAGUGGCAGCCUUCGGCUCAUCUCACUGGUGUGUCCUUUCACUCAGCGACUCGCAUCGAGAGGCGACAAAAACUGCAUGUGGCAGAAA